CAUCUCAUCACACCAUCCCGCAGUCGGCUCCAUCAUAACAGGGUGGCAAUACGGGGACCUCCUGGCUCGUGUCUCGCGCUCGCUACACGACCAGAUCGCAACAACCCUCAAUGAAACUGGAAAUACUACGCAUUCCUUCUUUGGGAGCUCUCUCGACGUCACUAAAUGCGCGUGUGGCUAAGUUUAUUUCUCCUGUCCUCCUGGAUAGGACGUAAGUAGUUGGACUUCGUGUGUGCGGGCGUGUGUGCUUGCGGUGCGUGAGUGUGAGCGCGCUUUCAAGUUGGCAAGGCAGAGAAACUUUUUUGGAGAUACCCGUAUAUUUCUCUAACCCUAAAAGAUCAGUCAGCCGAUUUACUAACACACUGACCUGUCUUCUGUGUGUGGGUUCCACUGACGAUGAGGUAUCUGGAGCUUGUCGUGCUUUCUGCUAUUGCCACACUUGUGGAAUCCGCCUGCUGUGACGUGGAGGCGUGACAUAACAACAUGGCGACUUCCUCCUUUGUAAAACCGCUCAUCCCCCUCCUCAUCUUGCUGUCUAACUGUAGGCCUUUACUGAUCCGAGGCGUGGUCCAGAUGUCCCACGAGAAACGCCUGAUCAGGGACUUGAUCGGGAACUACACGUUACGCGGGAAGAUGGGGAGGCCAGUCCAGGAGCAGAACGACACCAUCACCAUCUACUACGGCAUGUCGCUCAUACAGAUACUGGACCUGGAUGAGAGGAACCAGGUGCUGAGUACCAACGUCUGGGCAACUUAUCACUGGAAGGACAUGUACUUGGCGUGGAACGAGUCAGAAUACGGCAACAUCAGCACAGUCCGUGUGAAGAACGAGGACAUCUGGAAGCCGGACAUCAAACUCUACAACUACGCGGAUGAACGCCUGGAGGAGAAACGAGACGCCCUGUGUGUGCUGUCCAGUGACGGAAGCGUGGUUUGGAUCCCCCAGGCUGUGUUCAAGUCCUCGUGUUCCAUCGACAUCCGACACUUCCCGUUCGACGAGCAGACUUGUGAACUCAAGUUUGGAUCUUGGACCUACGAUGGGUCCAAGUUGGAUCUGCAGUUCCGUUACAAAGAGGUGGCAGGCUUCGAGAUGACCGACUACAUCAAGAGCAACGAGUGGGACAUCGUUGAGUCGAACGCCAGGCGUAACGUUCUCUAUUACGAGUGUUGCCCAGAGCCAUAUGUUGACCUCAUCUUCAAGCUUGUCAUGCGCCGCAAGGUGGCGUUCUACAACUACAUCCUCAUCCUUCCCUGCGUCUUGCUUUCCAGUCUCACCCUCGUCCUUUUCUGGCUGCCGCCGGAGUCUCCUGCUAAGAUGCAGCUUGGGAUGAACAUCUUUGUGGCGUUUUUCGUGUUGCUUUUGCUGUUAGCUGAGUCGACGCCCCCAGCCGCCUCCAGUAUUCCGCUCAUAGGUGCCUAUUAUUGCCUGAACAUGAUCCUCAUCACUCUGUCCACACUUCUGUCUGUGGUCAUUGUGAACCUGUACUUUCACGGACCAGGCACUCGAGUUCCCCGGUUUUUCAAACGGCUGAUGUUAGACUUCUUUGCCCGUGUUUUUUGCAUGAGGAAUACACUGAUGGACAAGAAAGAAAGGCAGGAAAGAAGAAACAGUCUCAUGAUGAGUCGAGCGCCCCCUAGCGGCGAGGGAGGAAACGGUGGCGGGGGGAAUGGUGGCCGUCCGGGGGGAGGGACGACCACCACCGCUUCCUAUACCAAAAACAACAAAGACAAACGCCACGUCGAGUUUAAAUACGAUAGAGUGGGCGUUUUUGAACUUCAACCGGAAGAGAACUGGCGUCCAAUGAGCAACGGGCUCGGAAGCGACACUGACCUUUCAGAGCGCAUCGUGACCUUGCCGUCACAGUAUAACCAAUUAGAAUCCGAGGUGCGGGAGAUUCGGCGACACCUGCGCCAUCUGGUUGAUAAAAACGCGGAGAAAGCGAACAAAGAGUAUCUGGCCCGCGAGUGGAAGCUGGUGGCUCUCGUCCUUGACCGACUCUUCUUCUUCCUGUACCUUCUGGCCUUGCUGGUGUCAGCCUUCACCUUGUUCGAGACAACCGUCUUCCAGUCCGGGAGGAACAAGGAGGGCGAAGAUAGCUCGUGAUAGAAGUCACAGCUGUCUCUGUACGGAAAGUGCAAUAACUUUUGCCACUCAUUCAUUGAGAACGAGUGCUACCUGUUACAAAUUUUUCUUCGAAUAUUUUGUGUAUUUCUGCUCGAUUGUUCUUAUGUGUGUGCGUAUGAGAUUUUGUGUGUUUGUCAAAGUGAGCUUGUACCAUAUAAGCUGUUUUGAACAUAGGCAUGCGUGCGCAUGAUAAUACUUAUGCGAACCAGUCUUUGUGAAUCUGUAUGUUUCAAUCUCUAUUUGUGUACAUGCAUGUGUGUUUGUGCAUGGGGAUACGUGUGGGUGGUUGUUUUAGUGUAUAUGGAUGAGCGCGCGCGCGUUUGUGUGUGUGUGUGUGUGUGUGUGUGUGUGUGUGUGUGUGUGUGUGU
This is a messenger RNA of Aplysia californica (California sea hare), 2492 nucleotides long. RefSeq names its product neuronal acetylcholine receptor subunit alpha-10. NCBI's taxonomy places the organism in Eukaryota, Metazoa, Mollusca, Gastropoda, Aplysiida, Aplysiidae. Gene Ontology annotation, biological process: chemical synaptic transmission; monoatomic ion transmembrane transport; signal transduction. The record is from RefSeq and is a predicted model, not a curated record. The coding region runs from base 484 to 2103 and encodes 539 amino acids. Gene Ontology annotation, cellular component: neuron projection; postsynaptic membrane; synapse. The transcript is spliced from 9 exons. Gene Ontology annotation, molecular function: transmembrane signaling receptor activity; acetylcholine-gated monoatomic cation-selective channel activity.